This is a messenger RNA of Gopherus flavomarginatus (Mexican gopher tortoise), 5996 nucleotides long. RefSeq names its product serine peptidase inhibitor Kazal type 4 (gene SPINK4). The coding region runs from base 5582 to 5857 and encodes 91 amino acids. The record is from RefSeq and is a predicted model, not a curated record. The transcript has 4 exons. Lineage: Eukaryota; Metazoa; Chordata; Testudines; Testudinidae. Gene Ontology annotation, molecular function: protein binding; serine-type endopeptidase inhibitor activity.
AUUCACCCUCCAGGCCUUCUGUCCACAGUCCGAUGUAGUGCUGGCUUGCAGGAGCUCACUCGACAGAUCCUCCUGUCCUCUUCUUUCUCCCCUGUAUCAUGGUCAGGGGUUCCCUGGGUGUGGAGGGGGAAUCCCUCAAGGCCACAACAGCAGCAGGUACAGAGUGGGUCUGAGUGCAGGGCAAUGGACCCUGAAGAGAGGUGAUAACCUAGAGAAGGGCUGGCAGUUGGGGCUCUUCCUGGAAACUGUGGGGAGCUGAGAACACACAGGCCUGCGAGUCCACAACAGCUUGGGAACAGCGGGGAGAUGUAUAGCCCUCUCCUUAAGAGCGACCUGGUGGAGCUGUGCAGAGAGAGGGCUGCCACUGGAAAGCUCACUAAAGCUCAGCUGAUGGCCCAGCUGGAGGAGGAGGAUCGCGGGGAGGAGCUGACCCCUGCCUCAGAGGGAAGCAGCCCGGCAGAUGCAGCGCUGGCACCGGUGUCUGUCCCGGCUGGGAGGGGUCAGACUGCAGCUGAGAACACUCCGAGGCCCCUCCUAUGGCUAGGGGAGGGGCUGGAAGCAGCCCCCAAUGAACCCUGGGGGCACCGUGACCCCCCACGGCCAGCAGGGGAUCCUCACGGCGGAGCUCCCCAUCGCUGGAAUGGGAGAGGGAUAAGAAACUGACAGAGCUGGAGCUGGAGGAUCGGGAGAAACAGCUGUAGCCUGAACUGAAGUUGGUGAGGCUGAGGAGCAGCAAGCCCCCGGCUGCAGUGAGUGAGGGGGAACCCAGGACUGCAUGGAACUUUGAUAAGGGCAUCCUGUCCCAGUUUAAGGAAGGGGAGGACGUAGAUGAACUCCUGAUUGCAUUUGAGAAGGCCUGUGGGCUGCACAGGGUUGACCCUGCAGACAGGCUCUGGUUUCUCACCCCUUACUGGACCCCAAAGCCAUGGGGAUGCACAGCCAAAUGGAAGGGGUGGAGGCAGGGGACUAUGAACUGUGCAAAAAGGCCCAGCUACACAAGUUUGGGAUGACUCCCGAGGUGUACCAGAAAAAGUUCCAGAGUCAGCGUAAAACCCCUGAGGACACAUCUGGAACUGAUCCUCCGAAUGGAAGGAUAUGUCCACAAGUGGGCAGAUGGGGGGCCCCAGACUAAGGAGACAUGGUUAAACUGAUCGUACUGGAGCACCUGUAUGAACACUGUGCAUCCGACUUGAGGAUAUGGUUGGGGGAGAAAAGCCAGUUUGUGGACAGCUGGUCGGGGUGGAACGGAGGAAUCCCAGAAGAAUAAGCCUACCAUGGUGCAGAGAGUCACCCUGGGACCCCCCAAAGGGGGAACGUGGAGAACUCCCUCAAGGGGAACAACUGAUAUCAGAACAAAAUGACCGGCUCGAGGGGACCAACGGAACGUGAAUUGUUAUUACUGUGACCAGAGAGGCCACAUACGGAUCGAGUGCCCCAAGCUCAAGGACAGACUACGCAAAUUGAACCAUGACAGGGUUAACUGGGUAGGGAUCCAGCCGGAGGAGGGGCAGGCUUCCCAGGCAGGGGGGGUCUGGCAGCGUACCACCUGCUAGGAGGGAGGAGUUUCCCAGACCAGCUCCUCUGGGGGGCUGGAUGCUCCAGACCCAAGGUUCUCAGUUUAUCGGGUGGGGACAGGGUGGUCCCUGUGGAGCAAGUGCCUUGUUCCCCUGAAGGUGGAUGGGAGGAAGGUCAAUGGAUACUGGGACAUGGGCGCUGAGGUGACACUGGCAUGGCCUGAGGUAGUGGCCCCAGAUCAGGUGGCUCCUGAUACCUACCUGACCGUGACGGGUGUGGGUGGGACCCCAUUCAAGGUGCCUGUGGUGAGGGUACAUCUGAAAUGAGGGGCCAAGAAGGGCCCCAAGGAUGUGGGGGUGCACCAUCAUUUGCCCACAGAGGUGUUGGGGGGACUUAGAGAAUUGGCCAAGCAAUCCCCAGAACUCCCUACUCCUGACCCUGAGCUGGCGAGGGGCACUAUGCCCUAACAUUGGGUAGUAUAUCUCACCGGACCCGCGGACCCUACCCUGGUGGGGAGGGAGUGCCCCAGGACAAGGGAGGGGUGGUGGCUUCAGACCCAGCCGGUGACAGGGAGCAGGUGCCCAUUCCUUCCCCAGCCGCUGAGUUCCAGGCCAAGUUGCAAAAAGAUCCCUCCCUGCAGAAGCUAAGGGACCUGGCUGACCCCAGUGUGGCACAGGCCCUGGGGAAGGGUUGCCAGGAGAGGUUCCUGUGGGAGAAGGGAUUCCUGUACCAAGAAUAGGCUCCCCAAGGGAAGUGGAGUCAUGGGGAAGCAGGAGGCAGCUGGUGGUCCUCCAGAAGUUUCGCCACAAGCUACUGUACCUGCCCCAUGACAUCCCUCUUGCAGGGCACCAGGGAAUCCGGCGCACCAGGCAGAGGCUGCUACAGAACCUUUACUGGCCUGGGGUCUUUACCCAUGUCCGACAGUACUGCCAAACCUGUGACCCCUGCCAGAGGGUGGGGAAGGCCCAGGACAAGGGGAAAGCAGCUUUGGGACCUUUGCCCAUCAUAGAGGAACCUUUUCAGAUGAUGGCUGUGGACAUAGUGGGACCUCUCAGAAAGACAAGCCGAUUGACAACAUUACCCCAACGCAGUGGCCUUGUCUUCUAUCGAAGCAGACUCCCUGGCGAAUGCGCUGCUGACCAUUUUCAGCCGAGUAGGGUUCCCUAAGGAAGUCUUGACAGACCAGGGAUCCAACAUCAUGUCGUCCCUGCUCCAGUGCUUGUGGGAGAAAUGUGGGGUCUGGUACAACUGGGCCUCAGCGUAUCACCCCAGUCCAACGGGCUGGUGGAAAGGUUCAGUGGAGCUCUAGGGAUGAUGCUGAAAACCUUUAUGAACCAGCACCCGCAGGACUGGGACAAGUACUUACCUCACCUGCAGUUUGUGUACAGGGAAGUGCCCCAGGAAGCUACCGGGUUUUCGCCUUUCGAACUGUUAUAUGGAAGGAUAAGGGGGCCCCUUGACCUGAUGAGAGACGAAUGAGAGGGGAAGGCCACUCCCAAUGGAGAAUCAGUGGUGGAAUAUGUCUUGGCCUUCUGAGAGACUUGGUGAGCUCAUGGGCCUGGGCCAGGGAGAAUCUAGCCAGAACCCAGAGGAAACAGAAGGUUUGGUAUGACUGCACAGUGUGGGCCUGUGCCUACGCCAUCGGGGAUCAGGUGAUGGUUUUCAUCCUUGUGAGAAAAAACAAAUGACAAGCUCCCUGGGAAGGACCUUUCAAGGUUGUCAAGCAACUAAAAGAGGUAAACUAUGUGACGGAGCUGUCUAACCUGGCACACCACCGCCGGGUGUACCAUGUGAAUAUGAUGAAGCCAUAUUAUGAUGUGGGGGAAUGUGGAGUUGGCCGUGUGUGGAGUGGACAUUGGGAGGAGCAGGAAGAUGACCUUUUAGUAGAUCUAUUCCCUGAGACAAGAGCUGGCUCCUCCCUAGAAACAAUUCCUUUCCCUGAUCAGCUGACCCCUGCCCAGCAAGCUGAGAUCACAGGAGUGCUGCAUCUGUACCGACAGCUGAUUUGCAACCAAACUGGACUCAUUAAUCUAACUGUCCACUGGGUGGAGACAGGAUCACAUCCUCCUGUAAGAUGCUCACCCUUCUGAGUCACAGGGAAAACUGCUUAGGACCUGGAAAGAGAGGUCAGGGACAUGCUGGCAUUGGGGGUGAUCCAGCCAUCUUCCAGCCCUUGGGCCUCACUGGUGGUGCUGGUCCCCAAAAAGGACGGGUUGAUCUGAUACUGUGUGGACUAUCGGAAGCUUAAUGCCAUCACCGUGUGUGAUGUCUACCCCAUGCCCAGGCCUGACGAGCUCCUAGACACGCUGGGAGGCACUCGGUACCUUACCACCAUGGAUCUUACAAAGGGCUAUUGGCAAGUGCCAGGCUGAAAUCUGCCUUUAUCACCCCUCUGGGGCUCUAUGAGUUUCUGACCCUGCCUUUUGGCCUCAAGGGAGCACCUGCCACUUUCCAGCACCUGGUGGAUUAGCUACUGAGGGGGAUGGAGAGUUUUGCUGUCGCGUACAUUGAUGACAUCUGUGUCUUUAGCCAGACCUAGGAGGACCAUGUGUCUCAGUUUAAGCAAGUGCUGGACCGACUCCAGGGGGCUGAGCUGACUAUAAAAGCUGAGAAGUGCAAGGUGGGGAUGGCUGAAGGAUUUUACCUUGGCCAUUGGGUGGGGAAUGGCUGCCUAAAGCCAGAAUUAGCCAAGGUGGAGGCGAUGAGAGACUGGCCCGCUCCCCAAACCAAAAAGCAGGUCCAGGCCUUUAUUGGGAUGGCGGGGUACUAUUGAAGAUUCAUGUCCUACUUUCCAUCACUAGACUAUGCAGGAAGGGGAAACCAGACAAGGCGGUCUGGACCAAGGAGUGUCAGGAGGCUCUCCGGGCGCUGAAGGAGGCUCCGGUCAGUGGCCCAGUUCUGGCAAACCCAGACUUUGACAAGCCCUUUAUGGUGUUCACCAACACCUCAGACAUGGGACUGGGGAUGGUGUUGCAGGUUGAUGAAAAGGGGGAGAAACACCCCAUCAUGUACUUGAGCAAGAAGUUGUUAGCUUGGGAGCAAAACUUUGUGGCCAUAGAGAAGGCAUGAUAUGGGCCCUUAAACUACUGCCAUUUCUAUUUGGGUGACACUUCACUGGGUACACUGACCACUCUCCCCUGCCCUGGCUACACCAGCUGAAAGGAGCCAACGCCAAGCUCCUGAGGUGGAGCCUGCUCCUGCAGGAUUAUGAUAUGGAGGUGGUCCAUGGGAAGGGGAGUGUCAACGUGAUAGCUGAUGUGUUGCCCUGGAGAGGGGAGGCCGAACUUCCCCAGGUCACUGGUCAGAGUGACCCCGCUCAGUUCAGUCUUGAAGUGGGGAGAGAUGUGAUGGAAUAGGGAGUAGGGGGUAUUAACCUGGUAAUGCUGCAUGAGAGUUUUACUAGUUUACUGUCUGCAUUAAUACUGAUGGUGCUGGGAAAUAAGGGUCUGACUUCACUGAGGGAUGAUACCUGACAGCCAGCACCUAAAGGAUGGUGGCUGCCCUUCGUAACCUGAGCCCAGGAGGGGGCUGGGGCCAGGUGACACCUCCUGCCCAGGAAACUGGACAAAGCCUGGAGGAGAGGCUGGAGGAGGCAGUAGGAAGGGGUUUCAGUUUGGAACUGGCUGGGGAGACGGGGUGGAGGAAGGCCCAGAACUUGGGUCUGGGCUCCCACCCCCCAAGAUGGACCUAAUUGAGGGGUCCUGUUUUCUGCAAUUACAAGCUCUGUUUUAGACUUUGUUCCUGUCGUCUAAUAAACCUUCUGUUUUAUUGGCUGGCUGAGAGUUAUGGUAAAUCACAGGAAGUGGGGCUGCAGGGCUCUGACUCCCCCACACUCCAUGACAGUAGGUACUCCACCUUUCUGAGAGGCAGUAGCUGUGUCAACUACCACGACCCUUGGUAAAUCGUUCCAGUGGUUGAUUACACACUGUUAAAAAUGUACACUUCCUGGGCACAGCUGAGGAAACAGCACUGAGUUUAAAUAAACACUGGACACAUGGCUUUUCCCAGCUCCCCAGAGAUAAGCACAAGGCCUUCCCUAUAACAGGAGCUGUAAGUAGAUCAGAGUAUGCACAGCUGUGCUGGAAUCACCAUGACUGUCCGAAUGCUGGGGGCCCUCACGGCUUUGUUCUUUCUCCUUGCUCAGUGUGGGGCAGGGGCUCAGGAAGGAGGGGUUCCAAGAGUGCCGGCAUGUGAGCACGCUGCCCUGGCACCAGCGUGCCCCUUGAAUUACAGCCCUGUCUGUGGGACUGAUGGCAACAGCUACAGCAAUGAGUGCAUGCUCUGCGAGAGCCGAAGAAUAACCAGGCAAGAUAUCCAGAUUGUGAAGAAUGAAAUAUGUUAAUAUUUGGAGCCCUCCAGGACACAUUAUGAACCACAAGAAAGCUCUGUAAUCGAUGCUCUACUCUCUAAGUUGAUUCAAAAGAACAUAUAAUGAUCAUUUCAGUUUGUUAUUCUGAAUAAUAAAAUUAGUAUAGGAAGCA